This is a messenger RNA of Cyclopterus lumpus (lumpfish), 2735 nucleotides long. RefSeq names its product pentraxin 3, long a (gene ptx3a). The transcript has 5 exons. Gene Ontology annotation, biological process: innate immune response. Gene Ontology annotation, molecular function: complement component C1q complex binding. The record is from RefSeq and is a predicted model, not a curated record. Bases 163 to 1557 code for a protein of 464 amino acids. Lineage: Eukaryota; Metazoa; Chordata; Actinopteri; Perciformes; Cyclopteridae.
UUUGGGUUUAUUGGAAAGAUGGAUGGUCUUGAUAGUCUGGCUAAGAUGUUGGCCUUAUUACAAUCUAUGUGACGGCCUCAGUGCUUGUGUUUCUUGCCCUGUCAGACUUUGCUGUAGCGAUGUCAUCGCGUUCCAAGCAUUUGUUAUGUCGGCAGCAGCAGCAUGUUCAGGUGGAGGCUCCCCCAGGCAGUGUGUGCGCUGUCGGCGUGCGUGUGUCUGAUUCUCGCGUACGAGGAUGAUAUUGAGGUCAACUACGCUGACACCUACUACAAUGAAAUCUCAGAUGCAGAGACGCCAGAACCCACACCGAGUCAAACACCCUGCACUUCUCGAGACUUUUCCAAAUGGGACAAAAUCUUUGCAAUGCUGGAAAACAGUCAAAUGAGAGAGAACAUGCUGCUUCAGUAUGCAAAUGACAUCAUCAAGGUGGAGAUGACUUCACUGCGUGAAGAAUUGCUCAGGUUUGUAGGUCAGUACGGUUACUCCUGCGGGGUCGCAUUGGAGUCAGCAGGAAAAAAGAUGGCCAUGCAGAUGGAAGGCCGCAUCAGAGAAACCAUGGAGCGCCUCAAACCCAGAGAUCAGACUGUUGCUGCUGUCGAGAAUUCUAACCACCUGGAGGCGAUGCUGCAGCAGCUCCUCUCCGCAGCACAAAUGCAAACUUCCCGACUUGCCAAGCUGGAGACCAGCUGCUUCAGCGGCCCAGGAGCGGGGAUGGGGUUGAAUGCAAAGCCGGGAUCACAGCUACCAGAAGAAGCUGGGGGGGCAGGGCUCCGGGAGCAAGAGGUCACAUCACAAGAGGUGGCUUUGGAAGGGGUGCUGGCUGCAAUGCAACAGAUUAGGGUGGAACUGGGGGAGGUGCUGAGGUCAUCGAGGCAAAGAUUACUACCCGCAGGUUAUGAGAUGGCGCUCCUCUUCCCCAUGCGUUCCCGUCGAAUCCACACCUCCGUCAUACCAGCCGUCCCCCUCUCCGUCUCCUCCUUCACUGUCUGCAUGUGGGUGAAGCCGACCGCCGUGUCCAACAGGACCGUGCUGUUCUCAUACGGGAACCGUCGCAACCCAUAUGAAAUCCAGCUGCUGCUGGGUCAAACCUCUGCGCUCCUCACCAUCGGAGGAGAGGCUCACCUGGUGGAGGCCCGGGAUGUGGUGAAUCCAGGAGGCCCGUCGGAGUGGAUCCACUUGUGCGGGGCUUGGUCCUCCGAGCAGGGCCUGGCGUCCCUGUGGGCAGGUGGGAGAAAGGUGGCCUCCACUCCCGGAGUGGCGGAGGGACACAUCUUACCCGACGGAGGCUCGCUCCUGUUGGGGCAAGAAAGAAAUGGCUGCUGCCCUCUGUCUCCGAGCAGCGGGAGCGUGGUGACAGGGUUUGAUGGAGGGUUCGAUCCAAAGAUGGCGUUCGCGGGGAAGAUGACAGGAGUGAACAUGUGGGACAAGGUGCUGUCAGAGGAAGAGAUUUCCCAGCUGGCUUUGCGGGAGAGCCAGGGCUGCGAUCGCAGUGGGAACAUGGUGGCGUGGGGAGUGACGGAGAUGGUGCCACACGGAGGCGCUCAGUUCAUUAACUGAAAGGUCCCUCGUGGUGGAACUUUUCAUCAUUGUGAAUACCAGCAACAUCGUGAUAAGCUUUCAUGAUGCAUCUGAAGAGAGCAAUUUACAACCAGCAAUUUACAAUUUAUCAUCGUUGUCCCUAUAGUUAAAUGUUUUCAUUAUUAUGCUACCUUUUUUUCAUCAUCACCUCCGUCGCUAUUAUCAUGAACAAUAAUGCUGCAAUGAACUUUACUGGACAAGUUCAAAGGAGAGAAAACCAAUGUUGUGAGAGACUGACAUUUAUUUUUGUAACACACACACACACACACACACACACACACACACACACACACACACACACACUCUAUCAUUAAAGUGAAUGGGUUGUGAGCCAGUAAACAGAGGAAAAUAAGAGGUCACAGACAAUUACAAGAGAUUAUCUUGCAACUACAGAGUGAUGACGUUUUUAGUGUAACGGUGGCCUUUUAUCUCUUUCUACCUAGAUGUGUACAGAAAUAGCUAGUGCAGUUAUUCAAUUAUCAAUUUAAAACAUGUUAAGCAUUAAUAUAACAGAAUAUUUUGUUUUCUACUUCUCUUGUAGGUACAAUUAUUAGAUGUUUCGAGAUUGACUGUCAUCUAGCCCAGUUACAAUUGAAAGCAGAGGUACCACAUUAAUGUGUUAUUAAUGUGUUUUCAUGUGCAGUGCAACAUAUAAUGUAUAACAUACCUGACCCGACUGAAAGAUUGCUUUCAUGCAUGGACAACCAGCAACUGCAGAAACAGCUUCAGAUAUUUUUAUUACCAAUUUAUUAAUUCACUCUCAUAAUAUUCUUGAAUUUCUGAAAGCUUUUAGAGCAUUUUUAAGACCUUACAUUUCCAAACAUAACUAAAGUGUUUACAUUCAUAUGAGUUAUAUAAUUCCAGUUCUGCUCUGUUUCUUUUUUUUUUACAGUUAUAUUUGUGUGUUCUUUUUUUGACCGUGAUAUUUGUAAUGUGAAAUUGACAUCGUUUUUUUGUCAUUGUUAAAAAGAAACUGAGGAGAAUGUUUACACACUAAUCGUUCAUGAACGGAGUUGUCUUGUAUUAUAAUGUAAAUUGCUUUUAAAGUUCUUGUGAAAAGGUGAAAAUGAAUGUAUUUUGUACAUAAAUAUAUUUUGCAUAACAUGACUGGAUGAAUGGAGAGUGAGAUAUGAAUAAACAUUUCAAGUUAUAAUAUA